AUGAUGUUGUUGGAUUCAACCGAGAAAGACCUUUCACUACAACCUCCCUUCCGGACAGAGCUUUUGAGGAGUGUCUCAAGGCAAGAUGGAGCAGAGCUGCUGAUCCCGCUUCUUCCUGCAACGUAUCGAGACCGAUACGUCGUCCGUCUCGUCAACGCUGAUGUACUUGCCUAUCUUAAGUCCGAGUUGGAUCUUAAAAGGCUGAACCGUGUCCACAACUGGCUUUGGAUUGUCGGUCUCCCAUCACCUCCUCGACCACUGCAUAUGCAACGCCUGAAAGGUCGAGAUAUUAUCGUCGCCGAACAACUGGAUCUUCACCUCGUCUGGUCGCCAACCCAAGUUUUCAUCAAGCCUUUGCCGCGAUUUCUUCUCUCCGCCCGUUUCUGGCAAUCCGAUAUUUGUCCCCACUACCAUCUGUACCAAACCGCGCUAGGGUUUUUACUGACAUACGUCGCGUUGAUAGAACGAGAGGUUGACUUUAAUCUAGCCGUCAGUCUCGGCCUGCUUCCAUCCGAACUCACGUGGCCGGGAUGGUUGUCCUUAGUCGAGGAGGUUGUUUUCACGUCGUCGGAAGCGAAUUCAUACUUCUCGGAUCCGGCCAGCCUCUCGCACUUAGAACCUCACGUGCCCGUCAACCCACGUUUCUACUACGGUGAACUCCGUUUAGGCCGUCUCAACUGGAUCUACCGUCUGCUUCUGGGCUCGCCCCGAGGGUACUUGAGCGGAUGCACGACAUACGGCGCGUUCAUUCGUGACAACGUAAACUCGCUAAUCACGCUCUUUGCGUACACGACCAUCGUGCUUUCAGCCAUGCAGGUGGGCCUGAGUACGAACUUGCUCGCGGAUAACUAUGGCUUCAGUAUGGCGUCGUAUGUCUUUUCCAUUUUUGCGAUCCUAGCGCCUCUGUCGGCAAUAUCGGCGAUCAUUUUCCUCUUCUUAAUUCUUUUCGUGGUUAACCUAGUACGAACUUUGGGGGUGCGGCAGAAGAGAAGGCGGCAGGGUGCAGGGGUAUGA
This is a messenger RNA of Lindgomyces ingoldianus, 1014 nucleotides long. RefSeq lists its product as uncharacterized. The transcript is spliced from 2 exons. Lineage: Eukaryota; Fungi; Ascomycota; Dothideomycetes; Pleosporales; Lindgomycetaceae. The coding region runs from base 1 to 1014 and encodes 337 amino acids. The record is from RefSeq and is a predicted model, not a curated record.